This is a messenger RNA of Durusdinium trenchii, 1443 nucleotides long. The record is from the annotation of a GenBank genome assembly. NCBI's taxonomy places the organism in Eukaryota, Dinophyceae, Suessiales, Symbiodiniaceae.
AUGCCUCCCUCUUCGCCCUCGUCGCAGCCCUUUGAUUCAAGCUUUGACCGAUUUCGGGACGCGAUCCGCGUCGAACCUGUGAGCCACGACGCGCACUCGGACAGCCACGUGGAAGCCAUGGCGACGAAGAGUGAUACCUCAACGGUGAUGAUGCCCAAUGAGGUGGCCAGCCACAAGUCUAGCUUCACUGACCUAAGUGACGUCCCGGCCAUGCGGGGGAGGACGACAUGGUGCACUGGCACGCCACAGUUCUUGGGGAACGAGGUCUUAACCAGUUCGGACUUGAAGCAGCAACGCACUGAGAGUGGUUUGACGCAGAAUGUCAAGAAAGACAAGAAGGGAGCAUUGACUGGCGUGUUUAUCCCCACGUGUGAAAACAUGUGGGGCGUGCUCAUUUUUCUGCGCUUUUACUACAUCGCUGGUCAGGCAGGCAUUUGGCAAACGCUUUGCGCCGUGUUGCUCUCCUUCACUGCCGCCUUUUGUACCACUGCGGCGAUGUCAUCGAUUGCUUCGUCCGGCGGUUUGGUGAGCUCUGGAGGGCCUUACUACAUGAUCUCCCGCGCACUAGGGCCUGUGAUUGGCGCCACGAUUGGAAUCAUGUACUGGUUGGCCAUCACCAUGCUGUCAGUCUUAGAAUGCUUGGGCGCCAUCGAGGCAUUGGCGAUGGCGGCACCCUCCGUGCAAUUCCCAGGUUAUCGACAAGCACUGGGCUCCGCCGCCAUGGCCUCUUUGGCCUUCGCGGUGUGGGGAGGCAUCAACAUCGUCACCAAGCUGGGCAUGCUGUUUGCGCUGGUGGUGGUCUUUACACUCUUUAGCUUCUAUCUUGGCCUCUUCAUGACACAGCCAGGCGCUGGGGGUCCAGAUGUUCCCGGCAGUGAAUACAUCACAGGACUCAGCUGGGACACGUUUCAGAACAACUGGAGCCCUCACUAUGAUGAGGGCGUUCACUUCGGCUCUGUCCUCAGCCUCUUCUAUCCAUGCUUUACAGGCAUUUUGAGCGGCGCGAAUCGAGCCGACGUGCUCAAGGAUCCCCCGCGAAACAUCCGCCUCGGUACCUUUGCGGCGAUCCUGUUUAGUUUGUUCCUCUACGUCUCCUUCUUCCUGCUCUGGGGAAGUGUUGCAACGGACUCCUACCUCAAGGGCGACUUCGUGGAGACGGCGCAUGCUCACGAGCAGCAUCGGAGGCUCUCCGGAGAGGGCGACAUCUCGGAGGAAGCGGGACGUCACAUCGUGCAGACGGUGGUGUGGAAUCCGUUUCCAAACUCCGCUUUCAUAGGCAUCAUCAUUGCAUCUCUCAGCCAAUCCCUACAGUGCCUCAUCGUGGCACCCCGUUUGCUGCAAAACAUGGCCAAGGACGGCCCGUCGGACGAGACGAGCGGCGAGACGGCGUCGACCAGCGCGUCCAGGAUAGCCCUGACACGACCCAUAGCACUGGCAAGUUGA